Lingula anatina is the source of this 890-nucleotide messenger RNA. Its product is annotated as cGMP-dependent 3',5'-cyclic phosphodiesterase. NCBI's taxonomy places the organism in Eukaryota, Metazoa, Brachiopoda, Lingulata, Lingulida, Lingulidae. Gene Ontology annotation, biological process: signal transduction. The record is from RefSeq and is a predicted model, not a curated record. Gene Ontology annotation, molecular function: protein binding; 3',5'-cyclic-nucleotide phosphodiesterase activity.
CAAUGCCUUGCUUUGAUUUGAUUGUAUACAGUUCGGUGUGUUUGAUUUUGAUGGAAGUGUUGCUGACAUGCCAUAUAGCUGGAAGGAUUUCUCCAUGUAGAUGUGUUAUCUCCUGUGAGAUUGUGUGCGUAUUUUCCUGCAAAGAUUUCUACGUAUCACCAUCUGGUGCGCCGAGUUCUGCCUGCCGAUACGUAAUAGGUUGAAAUCACAAUAUGGGGACUGAUGCACGGGACCCAGUUCAGACUGCUUCACUCCAGUUGAGUCGAGUGCUAGAUCUGGAACAGUUUCGUACUACCAUUAAAGAUGCUGUGGCAUUGGUGUUGCCUAAUGUGAAAUGUGUGACAGCAUUUGUCCAGGACCCUUACCACACAGAUGACAGCCACAAGUCUGUGCCACUGUGGCUGAAUGGAGAGAUCAGCCAAGCUUUGCCAAAAGAGGGAAUAUUAUGGCAGGCCUAUGAUUCCAAACAGAGGGUUAUCAAGUCUCAUCUUGACCAGUCUGACCCAGCCAGACAGCUACUGGACAGUGGGCAGUUCAUUAACAGUGGGGGCAUUGUUGUCUGCUCCCCAGUGUUAGAAGAUGAACAACCAGUGGUUGUGUUAUUGAUUGUCUGCGAUAGCGUGACAGAAAGUCAUCUCUCUCAGUUGGAAGUAGUGCAGAACCAGAUAGCGGCCUGCCACUACCGCCUGAAGCAGAGUCCAUACAGGGCCACUGAUAUGCCGAGACCCAUGUAUAAAGAGAACUCCCAGGAGAAGAGCAGUGAGGCUAUCCUUCAAUUAUGCGCUGAACUGUAUGACCAAGAUGCUGCUUCCCUACAAGUAAAGGUGAUCAAAUAUGUAAGUAUGAAUCAUUAGGAAUUAUGCCAAAAUUUCUCUCUCUUUCCACACUAU